This is a messenger RNA of Hemiscyllium ocellatum (epaulette shark), 4253 nucleotides long. It is a transcript of the gene mmp28, whose product is annotated as matrix metallopeptidase 28. NCBI's taxonomy places the organism in Eukaryota, Metazoa, Chordata, Chondrichthyes, Orectolobiformes, Hemiscylliidae. The transcript is spliced from 8 exons. Gene Ontology annotation, biological process: proteolysis; collagen catabolic process; extracellular matrix organization. The coding region runs from base 321 to 1928 and encodes 535 amino acids. The record is from RefSeq and is a predicted model, not a curated record. Gene Ontology annotation, cellular component: extracellular matrix. Gene Ontology annotation, molecular function: zinc ion binding; metalloendopeptidase activity.
CCCGUUAGCUGGCUGGGUGGUGCUAAUAACUGCUGUUGGUUCAUAUUCUUUCUGAUUACUGUUCCCUCCGCAGCCAAAACACACACACACGCCCCUGAACAUUCCGGCUGCUUGUAAAGUCAAGCUCCGAGCUGCUGAGGAGAGAGCAGGGAGCUCUGACCCGACUCCGAUGUAGUUGUGGGAAGAAAAGUCGGGUUCUGCUCCCAGGCAGUUGUGCCCUUUCUGAAAUGACUGCACCGGUUUCACUUGAACAACUCAACCGGUUACAAAACAACCCACUCCUGUGAACGGACCUUUAUUUCUGAGGUCGGGGGCGCAUAAUGACUUUGCAACAUUCGCUCCGGCGCCCCUCAUCCUUGAAAGUGCUGGGUGCUGUUCUCCUCCUCAUUCCCUGGAGUCCGGGUGCCCCCCUGGAACAGGAGCCCGAGAGGGUUACAGCGAGCGAACCUGUGCGGCUGCAGGCAACCGUGGCAUUCCUAGAAAAGUACGGCUACCUGGAACCUGGUCCUCCUGAGGAACUGAGUUUAGCUCAGGUCAAAGAGGCAGUCAGGAAGUUCCAAUGGAUCUCUCACCUCCCUGUGAGUGGGGCCCUGGAUGAGCCCACAGUGCAGCAGAUGAUGGAGCCACGAUGUGGGGUCAAGGAUGUUGGAAGCCAAAGGGCCUGGCAGGAACAUGUGGAAAACCUCUUCCUGGGUCGAGCCACCAUGCGAAGCCGCGCCAAACGUUACUUACAACAAGGAGAGAAGUGGUACAAGCACCACUUGACAUACAAGAUUAUAAACUGGCCAAGGUACUUGGAACAAAGCCGGGUGAAGAUGGCGGUGAGAACGGCCUUUGAGCUGUGGAGUAACGCAUCACCGCUGACCUUCUGGGAGGUGAUGGAUGGCCCUGCGGACAUCCGCUUGGCGUUCUACCAGGGGGAGCACAACGACGGAAUUGGCAACGCUUUCGAUGGACCAGGUGGUGCCUUAGCGCACGCCUUCUUCCCCCGAAGAGGAGAAGCUCAUUUUGACAACGACGAGAGGUGGUCUCUCAACCGCGGCAAAGGGAGGAACCUGUUCAUCGUCACGGCCCACGAGAUUGGCCACACCCUGGGCCUCGAGCACUCUCCCGUUAAAAACGCCCUAAUGUCUCCAUUUUACAAAAAGCUAGGCCGGGACUUCCUCCUCAGCUGGGAUGACAAGAUGGCCAUUCAGAAACUGUACGGAGAACCGCUGCGUGAGCCUGUGCUGCAGCUGCCCGGAAAGUUGCUGACCUUUUUCCAGAAUGCAGCCGAGCACGCCAAGCCCAGAAUCCCAUCAGAUGACCAUCUGCCUCCCUCCUACUGCCAGACCCACUUUGACACCAUCACUAAGGAUUUAAAACAAAAUAUUUACAUAUUCCGAGGAGCAGAUUACUGGAAAAUCUCAAAAGACGGGAAUAUAAAGGGCCCUCUGUCAAUCCAGAAGAGCUGGCCUGAGCUGCCCUCAGCUAUUGAGGCAGCUGCUGUGUCGGAUAAGGAAGGGAAAUUCUACUUCUUCAGAGGGGGCCGCUGCUGGAGGUACGCUGGAGACCAGCUGGACCGGGGCUUCCCGAUGAAGGUCAAGACCAUGGGUCUCCCUCGCCACCCGGACGCAGCCUUCUACUUCCAACCGCUGAAUCAUGUGGUGAUCUUCAAAGGGUCAAAGUACUUUGUCCUAAAUGAAGAGCUAAUGCAGGUGGAGCAGUAUUACCCUCGAACCCUCAGCGAUUGGAAAGGCAUCCCCGUUGGCAUCAACGGUGUCUUCACCUGGAAUGAGAAGCGCACCUAUUUCUUCAAGGAUGAGACGUACUGGAAAUUUGACAACAGCAGGCUGAAGAUGCUGCACCAGGGCAAGUGGGCGAAGGAGCUGCAAUGGACUGGCUGUUACCACAGGAACACAACGGGCACGGAGCACUUGCAAACGUGACCCGAGCCAAGCUUGGCAAUCAACCCGGGCUCCGUUGCAGAGGUGUGACAUUUCCUGCUCUUGUGGAAAUUGGUAUUCGGAGCUCCAGCACAUCCUAUCAGGAGGAAGUAACACAAUGAGAGGCUAUCAAGGAAACCCGAACACAAUCCAGGAGACCACAUACCUCUGUCAUAGAGACAAGGGUAUAAAAUAACUCAAGGCACAGGAUAUCUGAUUUCCCUCAUGCCGGAAAAGGGAAGGGCAUUCCAAAAAUCCGGCAUGGAAUAUCCAUUACCAUAUACACAUUGGCAGAGUAUACAGUAAUCCCAAUCCCAACAUGAGAAAUGGAAAGCUCACAGAAAGGGGAACUGUUCCACAGUGUGUUAACUCCACAUUAUCACAAUUAUACAGCUCUUCCUUCAGGCUAUUCCCUACCUGCUUGGUGCUUUGUAACUACAAAUCGUUUUUUUUUUCUGAUCAAGAGCCUCCGUCUCACUGAAGAGGGAUCAGGGCAAUUCGCCCCCACCAACCUGCUGUGAAAGCUCUGCUCACAAUUUGUCAGUUCUAACAAAGUCCACAGCUGCGGCCCAGCCAACCCACAACAUUCUAAAGGAUGGUCGAUGUGCUCUACCUCCCAUUGUUCAUGGAUCCAUAGGGGCAUAGAGUCAUACAGUAUGGAAACUGGCCCUUUCGCCUAACUUGUCCGUGCUGACCAGGUUUCCAAAAUCAAACUAGUCCCAUUUGCUUUAAAAUAUUCCAGAGCUCAGAACUGCAACUUUCCUAAAGCCUGUUCGGUCCUUCCCUGGCUCCUAUCCUGUUUUUGUUGCAAAGCGUCCAUUAGUUUGGGAGAUGACUUGUUUGAGCUCCCCCGAUGGGAUAAUGCAGCAGUGUAGCCUGGAGUAGUGUGCUGGAACUAUGCCGAAAGUGCCAAUGCAGUUAGCUUGGUGGGAAUUAUUUCUGAAGUUAAAUCUUCUCAUGGGUCAGAGUCCAGAACCCUCUGAAAAGGUCUCCAACUCUUGGGUUCGAGUCCCAGGCCUCAGAGGGCUUUGAUGUUCUCAGCUUAAUUCUGACUUAGAGAAAGAUUCCUGGUUAACUCUAAAGCUGACCUAACCAUAGCUCACCACAUACAACACUCCCAACCUGCAUUUGACUGCUACCCCAUCUCAAUCCAACCUCUCACUCCCUGUAUCUGGCCUCUGAUGACCUGAUCCUUUACUCUCUCUCUCUUUCUCUUUCUCUCUCUCUGUCUCUCUCUGUUUCUCUGUCACCUCACCCUAUACAUCAGGAGGAAGGCAUAGAGUACCCUACACACAAAUAUGGAAGUCUAAAGUAACCUACACACAAAGAUAAGGAUAGACUGUACUCUACACAUAAGGAUGAUAGUAUAAAGUUCCGUACACAUUAUCCCCUCAUACUAAAGUACCCUACAGUCAAAGAUAGGAGUGUAGAUUGUUCUAUACACAAGGACAAGUGUAUAGAAUAUCCUAUACACAGGAUGAGGAUAUGGAGUACCCUAUACAUCGGGUGAGGUUACAGAUUACCCUAAACACAAAGAGCACACUACAGACAGGAUACAGUGUAUUGUCAUGUUGGGGUGGAAGGCACCUGAUGUAUCAAUCCUCUGUGCAAAUAUUAAUAUGUCAUUGGCCAAAUUGUAAAGCCACCUGUUCAUAUAGUCUUUCAAUUCUUCAAAACCAUUUUGUUUUUGCAGUGACAGAGGGCAAGGGCAGAAAAUGCAAGCUGAAUUUUGUUUGGUUUCAUUAGUAAUUGUUUAAAAUAAUUUUUCCUUACAUCCUAUGAUCAGUUUUCUAUACUGAUAUCUGAUCAGUAUUUAUUGUUUAAUGUCAGAACUUGCCGACAGUGCUCCAUCUAAGCACAACACCACUGAAUCAUUCCUCACUCUGAACUUUACUCCCUCUGUGUUGCUGGAGAGAGAGGGGAAUGUCAGCUCUGCUUUGACAUAUCUGCCACAGUUUCAUCACAUGACCUCUGAAUGCCACACCCUCACCCUCCUGCCAUUGGUCACUGGACGCACCCAUCCUCAUGGGAGUCUGCCUUCCAACAGCCAAUGGGAAAGCAAACAGUUGAUUGAAUGAUUCUUCACCAUCAGCAAAAGCUAAAGAGCAGAAGUAAUGGAAAGCAAGAAACUUCUGAGUUUUAAAGCCCUGAUGGUAACCUCUGGGUUUGUUCAAAUCAUUGUCCUGAAAAAGUAUCAUUCAUUCAGGGAAAUUCCAGGGCAUCACUGGUCUAGUCCUUUGUCCUUUUUACUCAACCAAAGUUUUGAUGAGUCUGUGUAUUUAUGUUAAUCACUUUGAGCUGUAAUUAAACCGAAGCUGCCUUCUGAAA